CUCUCCUCCCAACUCUUCCCGCCUCAGUCAGGUGACCUGAGCAGGAACAGGGUUGAUGGGAUCCCAGCCAUGUGUUCUCAGUUCCUAAACACACAAUCAGCCGUGCAGGCAGGGUCUAACGACAUGUCCACAGAGCAGAAGGAGCUCACACAGACACCACUGCUCAAGAUAUGGGUGCCAGGAAUGGGCAGUUCUCUAGGCCAGAGGAGAGGCUGUAAGUGAGGCCUCACGACCCCAGUUUACAAACUGUCCCACAAUGAUUGUGAUGGUUGGUCUGCCAGCCAGGGGAAAAACUUACAUCUCCAAAAAGUUAACCCGAUAUCUAAAUUGGAUUGGAGUCCCAACUCAAGUCUUUAAUUUGGGUCAGUAUCGAAGAGAAGUUGUGCAGACAUACAAGAACUAUGAGUUUUUUCGUCCAGACAAUGAAGAUGCCAUGAAAAUCCGCAGAGCCUGUGCCUCAAGUGCUCUUAAGGACAUUGCCAAUUACUUCACUAAGGAGCAGGGACAAGUUGCAGUAUUUGAUGCCACCAAUACCACAAGGGAGAGAAGAGGAGUCAUCAUCAGUUUUGCCAAGGAGAGGGGCUAUAAGGUAUUUUUCAUUGAGUCGGUUUGUGAUGACCCAGAAAUCAUUGAGGCAAAUAUAAUGCAAGUAAAGCUGAGCAGCCCAGAUUAUGAAAACUAUGACAAAGAAGAAGCACUGGUGGACUUUUUGAAACGUAUUGAUUGUUACAAAUUGUCCUAUGUCCCCCUGGAUGAGGAAAAGGACAGGCACCUCUCCUUCAUUAAGAUCUUUAACGUGGGAUCCAGGUACCUCGUAAACCGUGUCCAGGAUCACAUUCAGAGUCGUAUAGUGUAUUACCUCAUGAACAUCCACGUCACACCACGAUCCAUCUAUCUGAGCCGCCAUGGAGAAAGUGAGCUCAACCUGCUGGGAAGAAUCGGUGGAGACUCAGCCCUCUCUUCACAGGGACUAAAGUACGCUAAGGCCCUUGCAGAGUUCAUCAGGGGUCAGUCCAUCAAGGACCUGAAGGUGUGGACCAGCCACAUGAAGAGGACCAUACAGACAGCAGAGGCACUGGGCGUACCGUAUGAACAGUGGAAGGCAUUGAAUGAAAUCGACGCGGGUGUAUGUGAGGAGAUGAUGUACGAGGAGAUUCAGGCAACCCAUCCAGAAGAGUUUGCCCUAAGAGACCAGGACAAGUACCGCUACCGAUAUCCAAAGGGUGAAUCGUAUGAAGACCUGGUGCACCGUCUAGAGCCGGUCAUAAUGGAGCUUGAGAGACAAGAGAAUGUGCUGGUCAUCUGCCACCAGGCAGUCAUGCGUUGUCUACUGGCCUACUUUCUGGACAAGAGUGCAGAUGAUCUGCCAUAUCUAAAGUGUCCUCUGCAUACUGUUCUCAAACUGACUCCAUUAGCUUAUGGAUGCAAAGUGGAGUCCUUCUAUUUAAACAUCCAAGCAGUGAACACGCACAGGGACAGACCCACAAAUGUGAAUAUUGCAAGAAAGACAGAAGAAGCACUACAGACUGUACCUGAACAUCAGUAAUCACACAAAAAAAAUCUUAAAUUUGCCGUUUUUGCACAGUUGAUCUACACACAGAUUGUGUAAAUGAAUAACAAGGUGGGAGGAAGGAAUUUAAGAAGACAUAAGCAUGUGUUUCCAUUAAGAUUAUGGAUAAGGCUUACAAACACAAAAGUGGGAUCCAAAAGUCUGAGACCACAUCUGGGAAAAACUAACAAGUUUUAUUUAUUUUUUUUCUCAUUCAAAUUUUGUGGAUAUGAAUGUUAUUCAUUUUGUAUUAAAUUAGAAAAUGCAGAACAAUUUUUGCUUUUUCACUAUAGGGCUCUCAGACUUUUGGAUUGUACAUUAGUUUUUAAAACUAAACGGUGAAAAUCAAGUAGCCCAUGUUUUGACUUUGAUAAGAUGGUUGCAUUGGCAUAAUGUUAUAAGUUGAAAUGGAUAUUGCAACUUAAGAUUAAUUUGACCCUUUUCCUAAUUUAAAAUGUUUAGUUAGAACAGGGGAAAUCCCCAUUGUGUGAAAGUGAAUAUAAAAAUAAUGUCUUUAUUGUAUUAAUUUUAAUAUUGUGGUAAAAGAGCUGGGCAAUAAUACCAUUUAUGAAUUGAUAAAGUAGAGUAAUCAGAAGAUGAUUCAGUUAACAGCACCAUGGACAGCAACCAAAUAAAUCAAUCUAUAGGAGUCAUCACAAUAUCACACAUAAGAAUUCUCAAGCCACUUUACAAUAUUCGUUAGUUAUUAAUAUGUUCAUUAGAGCCUGUCCAAAAAUCUUCUCCAACGUAACUGAGAUUUCUAGAAUAAAAAUUCAGUAUCCAAAUACAUUUUAGAUUGAAUUAUGUAACGACUGAAAGGCUUCUGGCAACAGUGUUCAGAAUUGUAGGCAUUCACGGGUUAAUGGUUAGUGGUUUUUCAUACCCCCCAAAAUCGUAGCGACACUGCGAAAUGUCCAGUAUGCACACGUGAAAAGAGCUCCCUUUGGAACCCACAAAUCCCUGCGCAUGAUCGAAACUCGUUUCUCAUUAUAACCUAUUGGAAAGUCACUUUUCCAAUCUAAAUGAGCGUCCAUCUCUCUCAUGGCAUUACCGUGGCUUCAGUAUCAUUUUUAGGAUCUUUUUUUGGCAGGGAGGGGGCAAUAAUGCCCCUUUUAUAAACAACUUCGUACCGUAAAAUGCGAAGUUAGUGGAAGACCUUACGCACUCGCCUUACAGGCUAAACAGUGGUUUUGGCUUUCCCACACAAUCUGAAAGCAUGGAUGUUAAACUGGAUUUGACUAUCCACGCUGUCGUUUUCAUCCUUCUAACUGUUGUUCCUUUUGGAUGUGCGCAUUUCGACGCGCACUCACUCCCUCUCCAGGUACGUGUACUUGUUAUAGCAUUAUUAUUCAUAAUUUUACACUUAGUCAUUAUUUGCCCGGUUGCUCGGUGACAUUUUUCUCUGAUAAGUAAAAUGUGAAGAUUAUUUUGAGUGACCGAUGGUCAUUUGCGCGAAAAAAAAACACUAAAAAUUCGCCUCGUCACAUUACGCGCGAAAACGCACAAACUGAAGAAUCGCACAACAUUUAAGAAUUUCUGUACCAGUGGAAUGGUAUUUCAUUUUUAGAAAUGUAUGUAUUGUUUAUCUACUUACAGAAUGUUUUUAUAUUGUAUUUGGAUGCAUUAGGAAUAAGUUAAACCGAAGGGAGGUAUAUAACAUCGGUUUUCAAUCCUUUUAGGCUAAUCAUAAUUCUUUGUAUGUAGAGAUGUAGUUUUUAUUGUUACGCUGGAAUCUUAAAAAGUUGUAAUAAAGAUCGAUUUGGAAAUUAUAUGAACAAUUCAAAUUAUUCUGGAUGAAUUUCUUAUUGCAUUCCUUCUGGGCUUUUGAUAAACCUAUGUCACACAGCAGUUUUGUUUAAAAAGUGUGCUGGAAAGUUAUAGUAGCAGAGACGCAUUCUUUUCCAUAUUUAGAUUUUGUUUGUAUUUACAGAUGUGGUAAUAUAUUGGCACAGCAGUAAAUUGUGUAAAGCUAACAUCUAAAAUCCUCUAGUGGCCUUGUGUGUACAGUACUGACAUUUAGUUCCAUUUCCACCCCUUUCAUCAUGAAUAACUUUGAUUCAGUCUUUUUCAAUGUAAGAUCUAGACCAGAGACCACUGGCAUCUGAGAAUAUGGAGAGUAUUUCACGCUAUUUUUACAAUUAUACCUCUGAUUUCAAAUGUAGUUUUGUGAUUGUUAAUACAGUGGUUAAUAGAGAUUAUAUGAAUAAUAAAAGUUUGUAUGAAUAUUUAAA
Messenger RNA from Cyprinus carpio (common carp), 3780 nucleotides. RefSeq names its product 6-phosphofructo-2-kinase/fructose-2,6-bisphosphatase. Gene Ontology annotation, molecular function: 6-phosphofructo-2-kinase activity; ATP binding; fructose-2,6-bisphosphate 2-phosphatase activity. The record is from RefSeq and is a predicted model, not a curated record. Gene Ontology annotation, cellular component: cytosol; 6-phosphofructo-2-kinase/fructose-2,6-biphosphatase complex. Lineage: Eukaryota; Metazoa; Chordata; Actinopteri; Cypriniformes; Cyprinidae. Gene Ontology annotation, biological process: fructose 2,6-bisphosphate metabolic process; fructose metabolic process.